AGAUGUGGCUUACACGGUGUCUGAGAGUCUCGACCGAGGAUGAUACGCUUGCGUUACGCUGCGCGCUCGCCGGCCGGCCUGCGAUGAUGCUGCGAUGUAACGCGCGGACGCGGAAUAAAAUUCCGAUCGUUUUUUUAAGUUGACCUCGCCGACUAUCGACCGAGCGAUCGAGCGAGAAGGCAUGAGAAGAGUGAUUCGCGAAUGAUUUCCGACCCUCGAUUUCACGGGUGCUUCGAAUCAGCGACGCAGGAGGCGCAGUCACGCAUAACGCACGUCAUAAAAAUACGCCUUUCAUUAGGGGUCUUUUUUUCUGCAGGAUUCUUUUCACGGUUUCGCAUUUCUCAUUCUUGUUCUUAUUGCCAUCUCACUGUCUCUCCUUGGUUCGCCGGUGAAAAUUCACACGACAAUAAUGGAAGGUUCAAAGCGCGCGCGUGUCAGUGAUACGCGUCGUUGAACGCUCUCCGCGGAGAUACUUUAGCUGGAAAGUCUCGGGAUGCAUUCCUCGAACGAACGAUGUAAUCUAGUCGCCUCGACGAUGAUUCACGAUGAUUUGUCGAAUUUCAUUUGCAUCUCGACAUGAAAAGGCACAUCUUUUGAUACGUAAUCCUUUCUUGCUGUUCAAGUUGCCUAGCGAGUGGAUUUUUAACUAUUUGACUGCGUCGCAUAUCGAAUGAAAAGUAGUUUGCACUCAUAUUUGUUUUCUUUUGUUUGAUAUCGAACAUGGAGAAAAGAGAGAAGGAGGAUAUUCGAUAAUAAAAUGCAGAUACUGAGCAAUUAUCAAAAAGCAUGAGUGAGCAAUUGAGGAGCUCAUUUCCGGGCUUAUUCCGAACCUGCGUUUCCGAGAAAGUCACACGUCACAAGGCUUUUCCAAACUUUCCUCGGCUUUGUUACAUAUUGUCCUCACUUUUUAAAACGACGAAUUUUAAGACGGUUUUUGAAAAUGAGCUCUUCGAUUUUGCGAAUCACACAGGGCGGUUCGAAAGUCCGGAAACGGCCAAUUAUCUCCGAAAUAAUUGGUUUUAUAAGAUGUUUCAGACAAUACUUGCAGUAUUCAGAAAAUUACAUUAGUUGUCCCUGUGACCUUGAAAUGAUAUGUCAAGAUGACGUUUAAAAAACUUAAAUGAAUACUCCCCCACUUUUUAUUACUUGUUUUGAUAACUGGCGUCGCGAUCUUUUCAUCUUUCAAAAGACUAUAAUAGUAUCUAAUUUGGAUCUUUAGUUCAGAAGUUAGAAGAGUUAAAUGUUGACUUACCAACAGCACUGCGGGGAGGUUUUCUCGGAUCAUACAAAGUCCGAUUGUGUGAUCGAUUCUUUUUAGAGCUGCAUCUAACCAAGCAACCUCCUCACGGUGUCCAUCAGGUAACGCUGAUGUUGGCGGCAGGUCAUCAUUUAACUCUUCCAGCUUCUGAAUUAAAGAUGUAAAUUGGAUAUCAUCAUAAUGUUUCGUAAAGGUAUCGACAUUAGUUAUUAAAAUCUGUAAUAAAAAAUGGUAUCCAUUUAAGGGUUUUCAAUAAAGUCAUCUUGACAAACCAUCUCAAAGUCACUUCAAGAUCACAAAGACAUUAUUAUCUAGUAUAAUUUUUUGAACACCUUCGUUUCAAACGUUAUUCCAUAAAACCAAUCGUUUCGGAGAUGAUUCGUCAUUUUUCCGGGCUUUUAAGCCAGCCUAUAUAUGUUAUUUCUGUGUGAUAUACGCGGCGUGCAUUUGUGUCUAUCCAAACGGAUUGAUUGUGUGAAUCAGAGACACAGCUUGUGGUUGAACUCGCCGAAUUUUGUUACUCUUAAUCCAACGAUGUUGCUAGACGAACGAUGGUUUGAACGAUUGAAAUUCGUUCUUGUUAACUUUACCGCUUCGUUAAUGUGCAAUUGUCUACGUAUUGUAAAUAACUACCUUGUUCUCUGCCUGAGUGCGAAUACACUUUGUUCUAGGUUCUAAUGAAUUGUAAAGGCAGUUGUUUGAGUCGUUGUGCUGAUCAAGUGUGUGAUCAACGGUGAAGCUAGCGUCCGCGAUCUUGAAUUCGAAGGAACAAAACGCAAAACAGCUGCUUCAGAUUCGACGCGUUUUAAUCAUUAUCGUCCGUAAUAAAUUUGUGCGAAGUGUUAGUAUCGAAGAUGUUUUUUUUUAGGUAGAAUCAAGCGCAUACGAGGCGCUUAGGCAUCGACAUCGGAUUUACACGAGCGGACUAUCUUGUCGGUCGAACGGUGAAACAUUUCUGUUACGUUUCCUGAAGAAACUCCCUUCUGACUCCCUUGUUUUGUCCGUCUCGACCCGUAUUAGCGUUCGUCGACGAUCGUGCAGAUCUCGACGGGAAAUCCCGAUAUCUCGCGGUAAGCGUAGCAAACGAUUGCGUAGUUACGAUUGUGCGCUCCGCGACACAGUUUCCUGACGAAAGUCUUUCUUCGGGAGUUCGUAUGCCUAAGGGACACACAUGAAUAUGCGAGAUGUAAUGUAAAAAUGUAAAUACAAUUUCUUUCGAGAAGUGUCUUGCACGUGAGACUCGCCGAUGUUUUUUUUCCGGACGCUCCUUUACGUCGUUCGGGGUCAAAAGCUACGAAGAAUAAUAAGUCCUGGCCUACAAGUGCUGAUGGAUGCUUUAAGCUCUAACCUUUACAAAAUUGACCAAUCACAGUCGAUUGUUCUCCUCACAUUCGACUGUGAUUGGCCAAUUUCUUAAGACUCUGAGCUUAAAUUCUCAUUGUAGACCCCGCUUAAUAUGAUAAUUUCUUUCUUCAGGUAAGCCGUCAAUAUACGCCCAGAUAGUAAAAUGAGAUGUCAUGUAGCGCUCAACGUGCGUUCAUAUAUUGACGUAACGUACGUGGUCUGUUCUUUUCGGCUGAACCAGUUCAAGAAAUGUACAUGCACAUUGAAGCUUAUGAAGCGUACAUGUGAGAUUCUCACGCUUCAGUGUGCGUAAAUUCAGCUAGAAAGAGAACAGAUCGAUCAUCCCAAAAAUGCGUGCAAAUACGUGCGCAUAUGCUGCUCACUCCUCCCCCCUCCUUUCAUUAAAAAUUUUCACGUGGGUUCCCACGGAAACCCUCGUACGAAUCCAUAUAUAAGAUAUUAGAAUCCAUAUAGAAAUCCAGAGGGGGGUGUGAAAAUCCAUAUAGAGAUUCAUAUAGAUUGUUAUCUAAAACUUGGGUCGAGGUUCCGCGUCGAGUUCCCAGGGGCGACUGUGGAAUUCCACAUGAAUUUCCUAUGUGGAUUCCCAUCUGGUUUUUUUUUAACAAGACAUCACUUACGUCACGAUGUCAUCGAAAUACAUCUAAAUAUCCAAGAGCAUCAGUCAAAAUCAUAUCAAGAAUGUAUAUUCGCACGUCAUUUGCUCAUUUUUGUACAUCUUGUAUUCACACUAAUCACGUGGUGAUCCUUAAAAGGGUCAAUUAAGUCGAAAUCAUAGUACGACAAUCACACAUUGUGAUAACCAAUGAUCAUUACGCGUUUUUAUCCGGGCGAGUUUACGUAGCGACGUAUGUGAUGACGAGAACGUAAACACCCACGAGCGCGCGUAACGAUUCAAGCUGGAGGAGGAGUGCGCGCGCUUACGCGCCUCGUAAGUAAUGCAACGGAAUGUGUGCAGUACGCAUAACGCGGGGAGUCGCACGACGGGGGGAGGGGUCUCGAGAGGAGAUAUAUGCGACCGCAGGAAUCAAUAAACUCCUGGUCGCACGCACUUCGACGCUUCGAGGGAACGAAGACACGUGAAAUGGAAAGGAAAAUGGGACGCGCGGUUGGUUGGUCGGUCGCCCAGCCGGAGGGGAGGAGAGGAAGAGGGAAAAGGGAACGACGAGGUUAGACCGACCUCUCUUGGCGCGCGAGUACGACUUGCGACGACCUCCGACACCGAAGACGGAGCAGGAUGGCCCACGCCGCGUCCGACGAUGUCAACGAGAAGAGCUACAUCCUGGAGGCGGCGAAGAAGAACUUCGAGGACGGCGGUAGCCUCGGUUCGGAGGAAUCUUACGAUGACAUGAGAAGACUGGUCGGGGAGGAGGAGGAGGAGGAGGAGUCUGGCAAAUUCAGCAGUCUGCCACUGGCAAGUUUCAAUUUCAUCAAUUCCAUCAUCGGCAGCGGUGUUAUCGGAAUACCGUACGCUCUGCACCAGGCCGGCUUCGGCCUCGGCAUCGGCCUGUUAAUUUUGGUGGCGGCGUUGACCGACUACUCGCUAAUUCUCAUGGUGCGGAGCGGCCAUAUCUGCGGCGAGAUGAGCUACCAGGGUCUGAUGCGGGCGAGUUUCGGCCGCGCCGGCUUCUACAUCCUCACGGCGUUGCAGUUCGUCUACCCGUUCAUAGCCAUGGUCUCUUACAACGUCGUUGUCGGCGACACCGUGACCAAGGUCCUGAUAAGAGUGACGGGCAUGCAGGAGACGAAUAUCCUGGCGCACCGACAAGUCGUCAUCCUGUUGGCGACCUUCGGCGUCACCAUUCCGCUUUGUCUCUAUAGAAACGUAGCGCGGUUAGCGAAGAUCUCCUUCCUAUCGCUGGUCUGCGUCGCAUUCAUCCUAUUCGCGAUCUUCAUUCGGAUGGACACCAUGUCCGCUGUAGUCCCCAGUCGGACCGAUAGCUGGAGGUUCGCCAAUUUCCCCGGGGUCGUUCCGGCGAUCGGUAUAAUGGCGUUCGCGUUCAUGUGCCACCACAAUACCUUCCUGAUUUACGGCUCGAUCGAGAGAGCGACGCAACAAAAGUGGGACGUGGUGACGCAUUGGUCCCUCUUCACGUCCUUCCUGAUCGCCGCGGCCUUCGGGAUCGUCGGCUACGCCACCUUCACGUCCUACGUCCAGGGCGAUCUCAUGGAGAAUUACUGCUGGAACGACGACCUGAUGAACUUCGCCAGGGUCAUGUUCAGCGGCACGAUAUUACUCACGUUUCCGAUCGAGUGCUUCGUCACACGCGAGGUGAUCAUGACGGCGAUCAAAGGCACGGACGAGCUGGAGGGACACGAGGCGUACAUACCUAACUCGGAUCGCAAGUAUCUGGUGAUCACUCUAACGAUAGUAUCCGUGGCUUACCUGAUCUCGAUGUUAACGGACUGCCUGGGCGUCGUGCUCGAGUUAAACGGUAUCCUCGCCGCCGUGCCGCUCGCCUACAUCCUCCCCGGUCUGUGCUAUCUCAAGCUCGAGGAAGGGCCCGUCUUGUCAGCGAAAAAGCUUCCGGCGCUCGGCUUGAUGACCGCUGGUAUCCUCGCCGCCAUCUCGGGCCUGCUACUGAUCAUCAUCAACAGCAGCACCUCCGGCUCCUGCUCCCACGGCAAGAUAAUGCCGUAUUGCGUCGGCAACUCGACGACGAUACUGCUAAACGCGACGACGAUGACGAUCACCACGGCGCCCGCAAACCUGAUUCCCGCCAGCACGGAGUCCGGCUUGUAAGUCGCCGGGACGAGGACCGCGAUGUCUCUCCUCCAGUUAGUCGUAAGUCAGUCAGCCAGAUCUCGAUCGAAAGUAUGGCGCGAGUUCAGAAGAGACGAGUACACACACACGGGAGGGGAAUUAAUUUAAAUCGAAAAUUAAUUAAGAUUGACUAGUAGCCAAGAUCGGUGACGUCCGCUCGGAGAUGAAGGAUGCGCGAAAGUAGGGUAAUAGUACGUAAUGAUACCGAUGGCAAACCGGGGUUUUCUCUCGACACCGACCUACUCCGAGGCCCGGAGUGUCUAUUCGAUACGUAUAAUUGUUUCAAACGCGCUCUCAAACGAGAAUUUUAUACCCGGCUUGCGUGCGGAAAACAUUGUUUCUACCGAGAAAAAGGUCGCCCGGACAGAGCAGGAUUUUAUUCUGUGACAGAAUGCACCGUUCAAAUACACGAAGGAAUCACGACUGCGACGUGGAAAGUGACGGCCGUACUAAAACUAUUCGAAAACCGGUUCUAAGGAGAGUAGUGGUUAUCCUACAUCGUGUAGCGUGUAUUGACAAAUAGGUUUUUCACGUUACGAAGACGUCCUGUUGACACCGAGGGCGAGAACAGGUUUCGAAAUAAAUGUGUGUGUGUGUAUGUACACUCGAGACUACACAUUCGUUAGGUGUUGUUUACCACUGCGUUGUUCUUCGUGAGAGAAAUUAGAUCCGAGUGAAAAAAGAUCCGUGUAGAAUCGCUACUCCUGCGCGGGACACGCGAAUUUACAGAGAAUGAUACUGGGUUCUGUGUCAGCGACCCGAGGAAUAUGUAGUUAUGUUAAACCGUUUUUUUCCUUCGAACGUCACCACGCACCACAUCGUUGGAAAUUUGUCUCGAACGCACGCUUGUUACGAUAUAAUUGAGGAAGCAGUGAAAACAAUAUAGGAUUCGCGGCUCACGAGCGAGAAAUCCGAAGAUCGGCGAUAGAUACGCGAUUGCUCGUUCCGCCACUUAACCGAGUGACCCAGAUCGAUGUUUAUCACACGCAAAUUCAGCAAUUUGCGUCUGCAAUGAGCUUAGGGAUCGGUAUGUGUAUAUAUAUAUAUAUAUACACGUAUAAAGUGAAAGUGGCUAAUUGAUUUUUCUGCGACGCACAUCGUUAGAGAGAAUUUUAACGUACCAAUCUGAUUAUUGAAAAAACUUGCGAUAUAAUAAUUAUUAUUAUUAGAUAUGAAAUAUAUAGCGAAUGCAGAGUUCCCGCCUCUCGAAUGAAAUUCCGGGAGCGGAAUUAACAGGGGGUGGGGACUUCCGUAGUUACGGAAUGCGUGAAUUUUAAAGAGUAGUAGUCUUGUGAUUAGAGAUAAUUGUGAGUAGAUCGUUAACGUAUAGAACGCGCGUGAGCUAAAAUCUCAUUAUAUUUUUAAAGAAAAAAAAACGACAGACAAAUGGUUUAUAAACGAAGAUAUAUAAAUAUAUAUGUAUAUGUGUAUGUACAUGACAUAUAACGUACGUACACCUACACACACGUACACACAAUGUUUGUAUUUUCUCUUAAUAAGGGACUAAUAUAAUUGAACGUCGAAAGAGAUUAAGAGAUACAUAUUUGUUCAAACAUUCGCGCAGGACGAAUGAAAUUACUAUCGAUGAGUUGGCGUCGCGUCGCGUGGUGUCACGUUUUAUCUAAACAGGCAUUGGAGCGAUUCAAUUUUCCUAUCGGUUUUUUCACUUAUUUAGAAACAUCAGUUUUUUCACAUCACAGAAAAAACUCGCUUUUAUCACUUUUUUUGUCUUCCUACUCUAUUGGAGCUCUUUCAGGAAAACUCGAUCACAAGAAAUCACGUGUUCAGUAACUAUAGCUUCUUUAAAGACAAAGCAAGAAAUUCAAAGGAAAUAAAAAGUAACGGUGAGAUUUUGAAAACACAAUGUUCAUAAAGAGAACUCAUAUGAAGGAAAAUUACGUACAGAAAGCACAUGAUUUUAUUUUUAAGCUAUUAUUAUCAGGUUUAUUAGAAAAGCAGACUAACCGGCAUCAGCACAACUGAUUAUAUUUUCUUCAAAUUACGUAGUGAAAUGGACUGUCCACGAUCUGUCUGACUUCCAUUAUAAGGUGAAUGUUUUUAAUCUUUCAGAAGAAUGGUAUAACGGAUAAUUUAUUCUUUAACGUACAAAUUAUUUGAAAAAAGACUUCCUUUUUAUUCACUUCUUUUUUUUUUAAGGCAGAUUCACUAUUUUCUUACUUUUUCAAGAAUGAAGCUCACGCUUUUCAUUAUUUUUGACAACUGAACCGCCUCCAUGCCUGAUUUUGCUUAAAUUUCUAGUCGCGUCUUGCUUACAUUUUCCACGCGCAUUACAUUUGAUCUCUUACAAGAAAAACAGGGCAAGAGAAAGACGUUAUUCAUUUUUAGAAUACUUUUACGAACGUAAAACUCUCUGCACUUAAGAUUAUCUAGUUGCACAACACAAGCAAGUUUUAAGGAGUUCAACGUAUUGUUUCGCAAUGAGGACAAAAUCAAAAUGAAUACAGUAGAUUAAAGCAGCGAGAGAAUGAUUGCAUAAGUAUCUUACGCGCUGGUACAAUCAUCAUUCGGAUUCCAUAUUCUUCGUUAAAAAAGUUCGGUUGAUUAAUGUUUUAUGGAAGAUUUUGAAUAAACGGGACUAUUUUUUGAAUUUGGAAGGAGAGGAAGGGGAAAGGCCAAGGAAUAUAUAAAGAAUCAAAAUGUCAAAAGCUAUAGUGAAAACGGCACAAUCACGGGGCGAAAGUCAAUUUCCGCUUCCUAAAUGACGCUUUACAUAAUUAACACGAAUCAAAGACCACGUAUAAAGAAAGUAUUUAUCGCGCACGUUCGCGUACCUAUAGUAUAUAAGAAGAAGAAUCAAAUACGUUUACCUGUGUACUUGCGUAUAUUUGAUGAAUAUGAAUAGAGAAAGAAAGAUAAUGCCUAUAUUUAAGAUAAGAAACUAUAAAGUUGAGAUGUGUAUCGAAACAGCCUUUUGUCUCGAAAACGUGACGUUUCUCGUCCGCAAAUACACGACGAAUGUAAUGAACGACGAUGAGACAGAAGGACAGAAUAGUGCAUAUACUUAUAUUCGAUGAAAUAUGCGUAUAUGCACAAAUAUAUAUCUGUACUUUAGAAAGAAACGAGAGAUAUAGCAUUAAUUUUUCUUCGAGUUUCCAAUCAUACAUCUAAAAACUACAUCUAAAAAUUCUCCAAGCUAAUCUGCAAAAGCUAGUUCUUUCUUCUUUCAAUCACAGAAAUAUUAAUAAUAAAUAUUAAUUAAUAUUAAAUAUUAAUUUUUUCCAGUCAUAAAAAUAUUAAUUUGUGACUUACGACAAUGUAUGGUCACAAGAAGAAGGUUGCAACAUUUUUCUUCCGAUGUGUUUCACAAUACAUCUCAUAUUCAAUAGGAAAAUGUAUUCUCCGAGAAUUAAAUGAAAAACCAAUUUUCCUACUGGACACGGGAUGCGUUUCGAAACUUACGAGAAGAAAGGUGCUGCAACUUUGUUUGUGACUGACCGCACGACAUCUUGAACAUUUAUUUCUAAAUUCUGAAACUUCCGGGAAACUUCUUCAGAUAAACAUCAAAAGGACAUUAAAUGAACACACUCCGUGGCUCCUCUUCUUCCGCAAAGUACAGGUAUACGCAACGCAUACAUUCACGUUUGACUAGCGCGUGUUCGAUCAAUCACGCUAUCACGCACACACUUUCCCGUAGUUUUGCCGGUGAUUGCCCGUAUAGAAGAAAAACAUGUGUCUCGUUGAGCCAGCCGAGAGAAAGAAAUUUGUACACAUUCCGUUAAAAUGUAAACUUUAAGUUACAAGUGGCUGUUACGUCACGAGAGCGUAAGAAAAAUCCAAAUACGUAAAUAUACACACAUAUAUAUAUAUAUAUUUUCUUACAAGGGAAAACCACCGUGACAUCGUGUCUUUAAUUAAAACUUGCUUGGUUCAAGUUCCUACUCUGAUCUUCAAAUACACGCUCAUAAUGACGUAUAAUGGUUCGAUAAGUAGUACGUGGUUGUGAGUUCUAUGGUUGUUCUCUACGGUCGUUACUCGCUCUAAUAAAAUAACACUAAGAUAACUGUUAUUGAUUUAGAUAUCAAACGCGUAAACACGUGUGCAUGUAAAUACGAUACAGGAUAUCCGAGACAAGAAGAGAGCUGCACGUAUGUAUAUGUUGUUCUUGUAAUUAGGUAAUCGUGCCGAGAGAGAGAGAGAGAGAGAGAGAGAUUUCCGAUUUAUCUUCCGCUCUCGUGGGAUGACGCGUUGCACAAACGCACAAUCUGCGACGUCUAGAAGCAAAAAGACUCUAAGCACGACUUCCCCUGUGAUAUCGUUUUUACGGUGUUUGCUUUUCUCUUCACGAUAUUGUUUUCACGAGGUUUUUACUUGUUUUCGUAAAUGCUCCAUAACGCGCGCGCGAUGCGACAACCGAUGCGGAUCUCUGCUUACUUGCUUCUUCCAAGCAUUAUAUUCGGCGAUAAUUAUGCGCGUAUAUAUUUUACGAGGGAGACGUAAAGCCAGAAAAGUGUGAAUCUAUGUCGAGUUCCGAUAAUGCUCUAAGUGUGCCAAAGCGAACCAAAGCGGCAAUCGUAUGAAAAAAGGAAGGAAGGAAGGAAAGAAGGACGCGUGUCCGGGUGUGUGUGCGUGCUGAGGUGUGCGCUAAUGUGUGUAUGUGUGUGCGCGCGUAUGUACCUGCGAGCAAACGAAAGCUGUGUGCGUAUAAGAGUCGGUGCUUGGUGAAAUGGCGAUCUCGCGGGUUACCGAAUCUUCGCGGGUUUUCCGACCAUAUUUAUUCUGUGAUAGUUACGCGUUUUACAAGGGGGGUGCAAUUCGCGGGCUCCUCCGCGAUCUCGCACGUGGCGCACACGUGCGUGCAUACCCGCAAUGCUACGCUACACAUAAAUAUAUGAUGAUGAUGA
This is a messenger RNA of Dinoponera quadriceps, 10246 nucleotides long. RefSeq names its product putative sodium-coupled neutral amino acid transporter 11. Gene Ontology annotation, molecular function: amino acid transmembrane transporter activity. The transcript is spliced from 8 exons. The record is from RefSeq and is a predicted model, not a curated record. NCBI's taxonomy places the organism in Eukaryota, Metazoa, Arthropoda, Insecta, Hymenoptera, Formicidae. Gene Ontology annotation, biological process: amino acid transmembrane transport. Bases 3858 to 5363 code for a protein of 501 amino acids.